UUUUAGUUUGGAUGACGUUUCUUUUCUUGUGCUUUCAGAUGUUUUGAGGUUUUGUUUUCGUCAGUUUUGGCAAAUCAGUGUAAAAUGCCGGCUGUUUCACAAUCUUUCUGCUCCACCUGUGGAGAAUCGCAUGCCAAAUACAGAUGUCCAGGAUGCAAGAACCCUUCAUGCAGUCUGACUUGUGUCCAAAAACACAAGGAGAAACUCGUCUGUGAUGGCAAGCGCCCAAUUGCUCAUUUCAUUGCUACAAAUGAGUUCAACCAGUCAGAUUUGCUAAGCGAUUAUCGCUUUCUAGAACAGGUCGAGCGAAGUUUGUACGGCAAAAAGUAUAACCGCAUAGUGCACUCUAACCAGAUGUAUCCGGUAGUGGUGGACUAUCUGAGACGAGGGGCGUUUAAAAGAGGAAUCAAACUGAAGUUCCUCUCUCUGGGCAUGCAGAAACGACACACCAACUCCUCAAUGUUUAACCGCAGAAGCGACUCUCUCAAUUGGAAGAUCGACUGGCAGUUUCCUCUUUCGGAUGUGACAUACACGGACAAACUGGUGGAUGACAAACGAGUGAUCCAAUCUGCCUUGGAUGCAUACCUUUCACUGGACCAAUCAACUGAUGCUAUAAGACAAUCACUGAAGAAAUACUUUAUGAACCUGGAUCAGAUUCGAGUUGUGAUGUCCAAUGAGUUAGUUGGUUCGCAGAAGCGUUAUUUUGUUGUCGACACGUCAAAAACACUCGGCGAUUUUCUUGUUGGAAAAACUAUAGUGGAGUAUCCUACUUUUAUUGUAACACUUCAGCCGUUCUUGAACAGAUACAAACUGAUUCCCAAAGAAGAAGAAGACGCUUUGACGUUAGAGAUGCGUGAACGACGCUUGAACAAAUUUUUCAAUUAUCAGGACCGAAAUAACUCAAACAGCCAUUCUUCGACCAACCAAGUCAGUUCCAGAAAUGAAAGGUCGAGUGAAAAAAUUGAUCAAAGUAAGAGUUACCAAAUUGACCAAAACUGAUAAACUGUUUCGAGUUUGCUGAUUUAUCAUUUCAAUUAAGUCUGAUUCUUGCAUCAAAAGACACUUGUAUCAAAAAGCUUUGUUCAGAAAUUGAAGUUUGCUGAUGUGA
Messenger RNA from Symsagittifera roscoffensis, 1108 nucleotides. RefSeq names its product box C/D snoRNA protein 1-like. The transcript is spliced from 4 exons. Gene Ontology annotation, biological process: box C/D snoRNP assembly; snoRNA localization; maturation of LSU-rRNA from tricistronic rRNA transcript (SSU-rRNA, 5.8S rRNA, LSU-rRNA). NCBI's taxonomy places the organism in Eukaryota, Metazoa, Xenacoelomorpha, Acoela, Convolutidae. The record is from RefSeq and is a predicted model, not a curated record. Gene Ontology annotation, cellular component: nucleus; pre-snoRNP complex. The coding region runs from base 85 to 999 and encodes 304 amino acids.